CAGUCGGCUCUAGGCAUGUGACAAAGCGUCAUUUCAAAAUAGGAGACGGAAGACGUUCUUCUAGCUUUUUUUGAAAGCAUAUGAGCAUGUCAAAAAUGCUUAAACCAAAGGCUUUAACCCAGGUUCUAUCUCAGGCCAACACAGAGGGUGUAUUAUGUACCUUGCUCUUAAACAGAGAAGGCAGCUUGCUCGCUUAUUCUGGUUACGCCGACAAGGAUGCCAAGAUGACAGCAGCCAUUGCGAGCAGCAUUUGGAUGGCCAAUGAGAAAAAUGGGCAGACUGCAUUCAACGAGAAGCAGCUUCGACUGGUUGUGGCUGAGUGCGAGGAUGGUCAGGUGGUAAUCACGCAAGUUGCAAACCUGCUGUUGUGCCUGCAUGCCAAGAAGAGCGUCGGGCAAGGACUUCUUCGAGCUAAAGUUCAAGCUCUGGUAGAGUACCUAGAGGGUCCACUACUGCAGGUAGCUGCAUCUUGAUUUGCUUUGUAUCCACCCUGGUUCUGUACAAUAUUUAGUGUGUAUGUAAUGCUGCCCCAGUAAAGUCACUGACGGAAUAAAGUUAUCACAUUUGUUAUACA
Molecule: messenger RNA, 574 nt
Organism: Ornithodoros turicata
Lineage: Eukaryota; Metazoa; Arthropoda; Arachnida; Ixodida; Argasidae
Gene: Lamtor2
Product: ragulator complex protein LAMTOR2-like
Exons: 3
Coding region: 81-473 (130 amino acids)
Biological process (GO): cellular response to amino acid stimulus; positive regulation of TOR signaling
Cellular component (GO): Ragulator complex
Molecular function (GO): guanyl-nucleotide exchange factor activity; molecular adaptor activity
Source: RefSeq, a predicted model, not a curated record